Messenger RNA from Apus apus (common swift), 1550 nucleotides. It is a transcript of the gene EIF4EBP3, whose product is annotated as eukaryotic translation initiation factor 4E binding protein 3. The transcript is spliced from 3 exons. Gene Ontology annotation, cellular component: cytoplasm. Gene Ontology annotation, biological process: negative regulation of translational initiation. NCBI's taxonomy places the organism in Eukaryota, Metazoa, Chordata, Aves, Apodiformes, Apodidae. The record is from RefSeq and is a predicted model, not a curated record. Gene Ontology annotation, molecular function: eukaryotic initiation factor 4E binding. The coding region runs from base 1038 to 1358 and encodes 106 amino acids.
GUGGAUGCUGUCAGGGUUUGGGGGAGGGUUUUGAUCUGCAGUUGACAGCAGUAUGAGGUCUGCUGAGUACUUCCUCCUGCCAGUUAUUAGCCUUUUGUUUCUUUGUGUGUGCAAACAUGGCUAUACAUUAUUUUUUUCCUUCUGGAUUAGUUUUGCUGCUUCUAGUACUCUUUGUCCAGGUAGGUUGCCUGAGAGAUUGGAUUUUAUUCAGGGGCUGGAAAUAAGGGCUGAUUUGACAACGUGGCAACUGAUGGCAUCUUAAUUUGCAGAGGGAAGGCAGCUUGCAGGUGAAUGCAGGGUUUCUUCACCUGACUUGCUGUGACCAGUUGCCUAGGGACAGAUCUCAGGAAAGCAGUGACCACUUACUCUAGAGAAAAAAGCAGCAUAUUCAGUUUGAAGCUUCUUGUAACCCUUUAAAUCUGGUAAGAGCUCCUCGAGUCCUUUCUGUAAGGAAGAAGGGGAUUUUUAUAUACUGCUUAAGGUGGAUAUUCAUUCUAUAACCAGAUGCAGAAGUUCUUCACUUUCUGCACUUGGACUAUGCUCAUUUCUGCUUUUGCUCAGUGGCAGUGCAGUAACUACACUGCAUUUUUGGUCCAUUGCUCAAGCAGGUAAUUACAGUGCAUGUGGUGUCCAAUCUAAUGGACCAGUUAUGGUGGUUUCUCAAACCAGAUGCAGACUUCUCCACCUUUCUCCACCUUCUUCAGACAAAUCCCUACAAGCAGCAGCAGAGUUUCCCCAGGAAAAGCAUGAGGAAGGAGUACUGAAAACCCAAAUACUGCAGGCAAAUAAACCUCAGAAAUGCUACUGUCUGAUACAUGCAGAUAUUUUUCCUUGUAUCUGAGGAAGAAAUACAAAAGACAUUGAGCUGUUGCUGCUCCCCUGAUAGUGCAAAUGCCAGUGGAGAAACACUCACGUGUAACAGUAAUUGUGUUGAAAACAGACAGUAUUGUAGUGCAAUAGGUGUUUGCUGGGGGGGGGUGAGUUGUGGGGAGGGAUGAAGGAGGGGCCUAAGGCCCCACCCCACCCACAAGGGCUCCAUGGCUGCUGCAGGCACCACCGCCUCCUCUUGCCCUAUCCCAGGGAGCCAACAUCCCCCCAUCCCAGAGGGCUACAGCUCUACGCCGGGUGGCACCGUCUACUGCACGACACCAGGGGGUACCCGCAUCAUCUACGACCGCAAGUUCCUGCUGGAGUGCAAGAAUUCACCCGUGGCCAGGACCCCUCCCUGCUGCCUGCCCCAGAUCCCCGGUGUCACAUCCCUGGCCCAGUCCAGCCUCGUCAAGCUGGAGGAGCUCAAGGAGCAGAAUGAGAGCAAAGAAGCCAUGCCAGAUCAAGACCAGUUUGAGAUGGACAUCUGAGUUUCCAGCUCCCUGUCUCCAGGUCACAGCUGGGCCUCUUCCUGGGCCUCGUGGAGGUGCUGGCACCAUGACCAGCUAGCUGCAGCCCUCUCUGAUGCUGGGGAUGGAUAUGUGACACCUCAGGCUCUAGCACAACUGGCUGGUGCAAUUGCCUAGGAGCUCAUGCUUGAUCAAUAAACAACGUGAAACCCC